CAUUAAAGCACUACCUCAAAAUGUGCUGUGGACUUUGUUCCAGUUUUGGUUCAUGUGUGAGGUACAGUGCUCUCCUUACUCUGAUAAUAGCAAUCCUUUAUGGCGGGAUACGUCUGAGGCUGAACAGCAAAGAGUUCAUUUUUGAUGAGAAAGAGGUUUCAGCCAUCACAAAAGCUGCUCUAGCAAGCACCAGAGGUCAGCCUGUCAAGGAAACACUCUCUCUCAUUGAGAAACGACUGAGGGAGAAGCAUGGUGAUCACAUCUUGCCUAAGGAGCAUCAGAAAUGGAUAUUUGUUAAUUGUGGUGGGUGGAUGGGAGCAAUGUACAUACUCCAUGCUUCAAUGACAGAGUACGUCAUGUUCUUUGGUACUGGGAUUGACACAUCUGGACACUCAGGUCGAUAUUUAGCUGAGAUUACUGAUACACUGGUUUCUGGUACCAUGAGACAAUGGAAGGAAGGUGGUAUGGUGGUAAAGGAGUACGGGAUUGGUGAUUAUGUACACCAUGCUCCUGGUGAGGUGACCGGUGUCCAGUGGACCAGUGGUACAAUAAUGGUGGAGUAUGGACGAGGAGUGAUACCUUCUACUCUGCUUUUUGCUCUGGCCGAUACUGUGUUUGGUACUACAGACUUUGUUGUUUUCUAUGAAACUAUUAAGAUAUAUGCUAUAUCAUUGGGUAGAGAGCUACUCCAGGGAAAUUUUUAAUUAUUUAUUUAGAUAGAUGAGUAGUUCAUUAUUUUUGGCUGUAUAUUUGACUCAAAUUUUGUCCUAAAAGUCAUAUUUUUUCUAUUUAUUUCA
Molecule: messenger RNA, 797 nt
Organism: Amphimedon queenslandica
Lineage: Eukaryota; Metazoa; Porifera; Demospongiae; Haplosclerida; Niphatidae
Product: sigma non-opioid intracellular receptor 1-like
Exons: 3
Coding region: 21-704 (227 amino acids)
Cellular component (GO): endoplasmic reticulum
Source: RefSeq, a predicted model, not a curated record